Fusarium musae is the source of this 1437-nucleotide messenger RNA. RefSeq lists its product as uncharacterized. NCBI's taxonomy places the organism in Eukaryota, Fungi, Ascomycota, Sordariomycetes, Hypocreales, Nectriaceae. The transcript is spliced from 4 exons. Gene Ontology annotation, biological process: endocytosis; intracellular protein transport. Gene Ontology annotation, cellular component: cytoplasmic vesicle; clathrin adaptor complex. Bases 1 to 1437 code for a protein of 478 amino acids. The record is from RefSeq and is a predicted model, not a curated record.
AUGAACGGAGUUAUUGAGGCACUUCACAUUUACGAUGAUAACCGGGAGGCCGUUGUCGGCAACUCAUCUCCUGCCCCUCUACCUAGAACACCCUCUACCGCGACCGAACCUGAUCUACCUCCCCAAUACGAGCCCCCCAACGCUCGUCUUCAGUCUGACGCACGCGAACCUCUUAUUUCUUGCUACAUCGUCGACCGAAAUCGAACCCUUAACCGAAUGCCCUACGUGAAGUGGUGGAGCAAGAAGGCUGGGUUGGAAAACUACUGGGAAGCAUCAAUCUUCCAGGCUCCUCUGGGCGCCAAUUUUUCGAAUUCAAGCACACCAUCCAUACUGCCCUCGAACUCAACCGCUUUACCAUGGAGGCGAGCCAACGUACGGCACACGUCCAAUGAGAUGUACGCAGAUAUCGUCGAAACAUUGUCAGUAACGCUUGCUCCAUCAGGAAGACCUCUCGCUGCCUUUGCCAAUGGAACGAUUGCAUUCACCUCAAAGGUAUCAGGUGUUCCUGAUAUUACGCUUAAUAUUACUAGCCCAUCAGGAAAACACAACCUCGGGGGCAUCAUGGAACUACCAGUGUUCCACCCGUGCGUGCGGCUCAACCGGUGGAAAGAGAGACCAGGCGAACUCAGCUUCAUUCCCCCUGAUGGAAGAUUUAUCCUGGCAGGAUAUGAAGUUGACUUACUGCCUUUUUCAAGCGGGAAGAGCGGAAGUCUCAGCUCCAACAACCUCAAGUUACCGAUUAAUAUGGAAGUAAAAACAGGAUUAGGUGCGACAGGGUCAGAUUUCGAAGUCCGAUUACAGGUCAACAAGAUUCUUGGAGCACCUUCGCCAGCAUCAUCGGGACUGGGAAGAGGCGGCAGUGGAGGCCGAUUAGGCGGGCCUCAUCCUGGAUCACCAGGAGCACCUUUGAUGGACGACCUCACUGUGACGAUCCCCCUCCCAGCAGAUGUCAGGAACUUAUCUGAGAUCCGGCCUAGCAAGGGCGACGCCAGCUUUAAUCCAGGAGAGAAAGUCUUGGAAUGGUACAUUCCCGCAAAGGAGCUCUCAUGCGGAACAAGCUACUUUGGACUCAGAGGUACUGUGGUGGGGCCGCUGACAGAGGAGGGUGAUGGGGGAUUCGAUCCUAACGGAUUUGGAUUUGGAACCGACUACACAUUUGACGGGCCAUAUCAGAGCGUACCUGUUGCCAAGGCGGCGCAGAACUCGGGGAGCACAGGCGACGACAAGGACGCCAAGAAGAUCGCGCAGAACAAAAUCCUGAUGCCCACAUCGGCCUCAGUAAGCUUUUCGGUCAAGGGAUGGUUGGCAAGUGGUCUGAAGGUCGAGAGUAUUCAACUCGACACACGCAAGAGUAAGGGCCUAGGAGAUAGUGUCAAGCCAUACAAGGGUGUCAAAUACUUGACAAUCAGCAAGGGAGGUGUGGAAAUACGAUGUUAA